GGAGAAAAUAGUCCACAGACUAGCGCAUUAAUCCUCGAGCAAAGCUUCGUGUGCGUCACCUAUUUAUGACGUCAUCCAGACGCAGAGGGGCGUGACGUCAGCUGAAGCUUAUGGCUACCGAGCAGACGGACGUUAGGUAACUGUCACAUCCUCGCCAUCUUCACGAUCAUACUGACUGGUAGGAUACUGGGACCCAGUUCUCAGAACUGAAAGGGGAAACAGAAACAGGAGGAUAAGCUAUCAGCAUUUGCUCUAUCCAUGCCCGUUCAGCUUCUGUCAGAGUAACGCAGAAAACUAUUCCUGCUUGAGGGAAGGACAUUAGAACUUUAGGUCAAGAUUUAAAUGGUGGUCCCACACAACUUAUUCAAAAGACAGAGAGGGACAGUUAGAAGGCACCUUCCACCUCGCUGUACCAGACAACACCAGAAGUGGGGCUGAUAACACCACAGUCACUACAUCAGCAGGCUCUACCAUCACAUCUGCCCCAUUUCCAGCAAUUAAAACUCAAGAAGUUACAGUUGGACAAAUUGACACAAUGAACUACCAGACAGGAAUGGAUGGCUAUACCGCAAUGAACAGCACAUCGUUCUCAAGAACACGGGAAAAAGAAGAGUUACAGCGACUGAAUGAACGCUUUGCAUCCUAUGUGCAGCGUGUACGACAGCAGUCAGACCACAACAACCAGAUAGACUCUACAGCUCUGAUGAGGUCCACCAAAUUGUUGGAUGAUGAAAUUCACAACAUUAAAAACCUUUAUGAGACAGAACUGGAAAAACUGAGGAAAGAGCAAGAAAGCCUUCAGAAGGAUAAGGCAGCUCUACAGGUGCAGGAGAGCAAGCACUUGAAGUCUUUAACAGAUGCUCAGGACAGGUUGACGGUGGAAAUAGAGAGGAAUCGCAAACUGAUAGAUGAAAUUCAUAACUACCAGCUGAAGAUUGGGAGCAUGGAGGUAGAGAUUCAUGAAAUGAGGCUCAGCUCCACUAGACCUAUGGAAGAAAUUGAGCAGUUAAAGAGAAGUACUGAAAACCAGCUACGUGAAGCUGAGACAUGGAGACGAAGAUAUGAGCAUGAAAUAAUUCUUAACCGAGAGGCUGAAUCCAAAAUCCAGCAGUUGAAGCAGAAGUUGGAUUUUGACGAAAAAGUGAAUGACCAGCGCGUGGCAGAACUUCAGUCUCGUCUGGAAUCAGCAGCAGCAACCAUUCUUAACCUUGAGGAAAAACUUCAAGAUGUGAGCUUAACAGAUAUCUCUGUCCCAGAUCUUCUGAAGCAGGUUCAGCAUUCAGCUGAGGCAGAACUGAAAAGGUUUCAAAAUGAGUCAGAGGAAGAGUAUAAGAGAAAUUUGACAGUACUGAAGACUCAGAUAGACAGCAAUUCUGCAACUAUAGAACACCUAGAGACAGAAAAGAUUCAUCUGCAAAGGGAUAUUGCAGAAUUACAAGCAGGGACAAGAAACCUGGAGGGACAGGUGGCUAGCCUUCAACAUCAAAAGCAAACACUAGAAAAUAUUUUAGCAACAGAGCGUUGCAGAGCAGCAGAGAAUGCUCAGAAUCUGGAAAGGAAGCUACGCGAGGUGCAGGACCUCCUCUUCAACAAAAUGAAAGAAGUCAGCACUGCUCAGGAGCAGAACAUACCACUGAAAUUUGAGAUUGAUACCUUCAAAGCCUUACUGGAAGAAGAAGAGAAGCGGUUGAAAAUACCCUUGGCUUUCAUGAACACCCUGCCAACUCCAGCAGUGUCUACUCCAUCUUUUUUUGCUGCUUCUAAUGUACCACCAUGCAACAAUGCAAAUCUGCGAAGCCUGGGCAACAAUGCAAAUCUGCCAAGCCUGGGCAGUAAUACAAAUCUGCCAAGCCUGGGCAGUAAUACAAAUCUGCCAAGCCUGGGCAACUCUGCACCUAUGUCAGCUUUUCCCGCCACUUCAUCCGUACUUCCCUACAGCAACGCAAAUGUAACAACCCGAAGCAACUCUACAUCCACCACAGCAGCAACUGCAGGACCCACUGUAAACAUCAACUCUGAAGUUUCCAUCCCACCAGUGCUAGAUUCCAGUCUUCCUGAAGCUCUUCAGGCUGCCCCUAUCCCAUCGGCAUGUUUGGGUCCAUGUUUAACAAAUAUCCGGAUGACGAUCCUUGACCCCCAUGUCUUUGGCUAUGGCACUACACAACCUGGAAUCAACUAUGUGUAUGAAUCGUCUCCUAGCCUUAACAGACUGGAGGCUGAGCCAUCACUUCACAAUAUAAAUUCAGCUCGUGUCAAGUCUGCUCCAGCUGGACGCAAACACAAUCUAAACUUGGUAUCCACUUCCUUGGGUCAAGGCCAUGACUACUUUGAUGAGAUGUUCCAUGAUCUUGAACAGGACACCUUGACAACCAGUGUGCGUCCCAAGACCAGUCCAGUGCCUUCAACAUACAAUGACUACAGAGUGUCGACAACAAGUGCCACUGGGGACAUCAAGAUAUCUGAGGUCUGUCCAGAUGGCACAUACAUCUCUCUCUAUAAUGAUGGUGUGGAGGAGGCAGAGAUAGGUGGCUACAUGAUACAGCAGAAUGUUGGAGGCCACCCAGUGUCAGUCUACCGUUUUCCACCACGCACCAAGUUCACUCCUUACUCCACCAUCACUGUGCAUGCUGAUUCCAGUAACAACAAGCAGCAUAGUCCACCCACCAGCUUUGUCUGGAAUGAGCAGCAGAAAUGGGGCACGGGCCCCGAGUGCACCACCAUUCUUUGUCGACCAAAUGGACAGGCUAUUGCCUGGACAACAGCUGCUCACCGAUUUAACAGGGAUAGUUUCCAAGAGCUGCCAAAAGAACAUAACAGUGAUGGUGUCAAAGGGACAUCUGACAGUGAUAGAUGUGGAGAUGGGGAAGAUGACGAGAAUGCCAGCCUGACGGAGACAAUGUUGAAAGACUGCAGCACAAGGGCAGAACCAGUUUGUCUCAGACGAGAGAAACAGCAACCCCCAUCUCUUGUAACCAACAAACAUCCGCAUGGUGCCAAUGUGUCUUCAGUCACUCAUCCACAUGCAGGUCAGCCUCGCAUCCAAAGCACCAGCAGGUUAAAUCCUGCACCAGGACAGCCAUACACUGGGGGCUUAGUACCAAAACUGGCAGCGCCUCCACCAGAAAUUUCAGAAUUCUAUGAAGAGAUUGAUAGCCCAGAAAUAAGCAACUGGAAUGUAUCUGAGAAAGCAGGGCCAAGCCAUCAAGGGCCACCCACCCCUUUUCUAUCCCCUCUUCAGCAGGAGUUUCACCAGAUUGUCAGCUCACGAGGCUCAGCACUAGACAGACUGGGCGAGGUCUCGGAGGCACCCAGUCCCUUUAUGAAGCCUCAGAAGCGGCUUGAGACUGGGAUUCAACAGCUACAGUCACAACAUCACAUAGACUUCCUUCCUCCCAUGCCCCGCCCUCCCCUCUUUUCUACUUGGUGAGCUAGAAUCUGUGCACCAGGCAGGGCUAGUUCAUUUUCAGUGGGUGCCGAGUUGUGGUGUAAGCAGGCAUGAAUGGUGGCAAAAGCUGAGGAAGACAUAGUAAAUGUAUUUAAUGAAAUUUUGUCAUUUUGCCAAGAGUAAUGACACAAGUCAUCUAAAUGUAUUUAAAUUGCUUUAAAAAUGAAAAAAACUGAAUGACAAUUCUUUCAGACAAGUAAACUUUCUCGAAGCCAGCUGUGCCCAUAAGAAAAUUUGCAUCUUCAAAUCUCAGGAUUAUAUUUUUUUUUUGGAGAAUGGAAAUGUAGUGGUGCAUGUCAAGAUGUCUUAGUUUCCUGAGGCAAACAUUUCUCUCCCACCUGUCAUGGUUUGAUGUGUAUGACAAGCAACGGGUGCAAUGCACAAGUGUUUGUAUUUCCCACCACCAGGCUGCACAGGUUUAUGGUCUUUUUUCUUGUAUGGAAAGGAAAUAUGAACACUCAUCCAGCUGAGCCAGGAUACUAAUGAGUGAGGUCACAAAAUGCCUAGUAAUGACCUAAAGUUACGAAGCUGCACAGACACAGCUGGUAGGCAACAACCAGUCUUGACAGUUAACAUGAAAAGUACUAGUACGUAAAGACCGAGUAUUGGACAAGAUAUUUAACAUGCCUUGCUGGUUUUAUAUAGAGGUAAUGAUGUUCUGCACAAACUAGUAUUACUUAUUAUUAUUGUCGGUGUCAUUAAAAUAAUCUCUUUAAGUCUUUACUGGACCUAAGAAAAAAAUAGCUUUACUCUUAUGGAGCUGUAUGUGUGAUAGCUGUUAAUCUGCCAAGCAACACAAGAGUGAAAGGUGAGAUGUGAAAUAACUCCUAAUCAUUCUGAUAACCAUUCUUUGGAUGACAUCCUUUUCCUGCCAAAAGCCAAAGAUCAAAUGUACAGUGUCUUCAAUAAGAAUAGCUCAUGACUGUGAUAAUUACAGCAUAGCAUUUUAGCUAUUAGAUAUGAAGUUUUCUGGUUGAUUUUUUGAGAGCUUUUUAAUGGACCAUAAGCCACCUUGGCCUUUAUGAACUACAUACCAUUUUUAGUCCUUUUAUUUACAAUCUAAACCAAAUAUUCAUAAGCACAUUAUUCCAGUACUAUAUUAGACUAGAAUCGUUUUUCGAUUAUAACUCUGUGACAAAAAAUACAAUGUUCAUGUGUGUUUUUUAAGAUUAUCCUGCUAUUCUAUAUAUAGAACUGAUGCAAUGCUCUUGCUAAUGACUAGACUUAGUCUUGUACAAUACUAAUGCAUGUCUGGCUUGCCCUAAGCAGAGAAGAAAUGUAGAUGUUGGUUAAUGUCUAUGUAAAGUACAUGAAAAGCUAUUAUAAGUGCCUUCAAAUUGCUAUCCCAGCACAUACACACAAAAACCAGAACUGAGACACCAUACAAGUCCCAAAGAGGAGAAGAUGAAAAGCACAAGGGUAGUUUGGGAACUCAUAUGCUUAGGCUUUUUGCUUCAUUUAUAUAGAAUAUUUAAUAAUCAGGUUCUGUAUCAUCAGCUUUCUUUAUAGUAGACCUUCUACAACUAUAGUCUGUCCACAGCCUUUAUUCUGUGUAGAAUACUUGAUAAUCACCUUCUGUAUCCUCAGCUCUUUUUUUAUAUUAUGUACACGCACAUGCAUAGCCCUAGGUCAUAACAGUAAAGCAUUUGGAAAAUGCUU
Pomacea canaliculata is the source of this 5104-nucleotide messenger RNA. Its product is annotated as lamin-A-like. NCBI's taxonomy places the organism in Eukaryota, Metazoa, Mollusca, Gastropoda, Architaenioglossa, Ampullariidae. Gene Ontology annotation, cellular component: nuclear envelope; cytoplasm. The record is from RefSeq and is a predicted model, not a curated record.